Messenger RNA from Rubroshorea leprosula, 573 nucleotides. The record is from the annotation of a GenBank genome assembly. NCBI's taxonomy places the organism in Eukaryota, Viridiplantae, Streptophyta, Magnoliopsida, Malvales, Dipterocarpaceae.
CCAUCCCCAGAAAAAAAAGAGAAGUUUUUUUUAUUCAAUGGAGAAGUUUGUUCAAGAUCUGAAGAAGAGGUUUCUGAAUCUGGUUGAAGCCAUCACAUCUCGCAAAAUUGCCGACAUGGGAAAUGCAGGUGCAGGUGGGGAAGAAUCCAAGUCUGAAUCCAUGGAGAUUAUUGAUCAGAAGGAGAGUGUGGAAGUGCAAGAAAGAGUGAUCCAAAUCAGAGCAACUAAGGGUGCAACACGCCCUGGCGUGCCCAAAGGUCCUCCCGCUAAGACAGGUUGAAGAUCAUCUUCCCUGUAACGAAUUAAUGUUCCUUCCUCGCUGUUUAUCUUACAAUGGUCUUGUAUAUGUUUUUUGAAAAAUGAUCUUUUUGAUCUGGACGGUGAAAAAUAUUAGUCUACCAUAAUCAUCCCUUAAAACUUCAGUUUAAGAGUGACAUUUUUUUCAUCGGUACAACAGAUUCAAAACAACAUUUGUCAUAGUUUUUAUGGUAACUUUGGAUUGCUUUUCUGAAAUGCUUGAUUCUAUUGAUCAUGAAUGAAAUUUUUUUAAGAUAAUAUAGUUCAAUUAUUGAA